CUGAAAUGACAAGCGGCACUACUGGAAAGAAGCCGGCCAAACAAGAUCGACCUGAAGCUGCCCCGAGGGGAGGGAGUUGGGGACCUGGGUCUUCUUGGCUGGUAUCUCCUGCCUACAGUGUGGUGUGAAGGUAUGGAUCAGAAGCCGAACCAAGGAGCUGCGCUGCUACCGCUACUACAGCUUCUGUGGCUGCUGCCCUACUCCUGGGCCCUCCCCGCAGCUCACACUCCGGUGUGGCAGGAGGACCUGCAGAACCACACGUUCCGGCACACGGUAUUCUGCCAAGAAGGGUCUCCCACGAUUGGGCUCUCUGAGAGCUAUGACGAGGACCAGCUUUUCUCCUUCAAUUUUGCCACGAGCACCCGGGUGCCUCGCCUGCCUGAAUUUGCUGACUGGGCCGAGGACAAGAGUGAUGCCUCUGCCAUUGCAUUUGACAAAAAAUUCUGCGAGACUAUGAUCCAACAACUAGACCCGUACUUCGAUGGGAAAAUCCCAGUGUCCAGAGGCUUCCCUGUCCCUGAGGUGUUCACGCUGAAGCCCCUGGAGUUUGGCAAGCCCAACACGCUGGUCUGCUUCGUCAGUAACCUCUUUCCCCCGACGCUGACGGUGAACUGGCAGCAUAAUUCUGAGCCGGUGGAAGGAGUUGGGCCCACUUUUGUCUCAGCCCUCGGCGGACUCAACUUCCAAGCCUUUUCCUAUUUAAAUUUCACACCGGAACCCUAUGACCUUUUCACGUGCCUGGCGACUCAUGAAAUUGAUGGCUACACAGCAGUUGCCUAUUGGGUGCCCCACAAUGCUCUGCCCUCGGAUCUCCUGGAGAAUGUGCUGUGUGGUGUUGCCUUUGGCCUGGGUGUGCUGGGUAUCAUCGUGGGCAUUGUCCUCAUCGUCUACUUCCAAAGGCCCUGCGCAGGUGACUGAUUCCUCCGGAUUCGAGUUUGAUGCCAACAGCGCCUCCAAGCAGAGGACACUCAGCUGCUCACGUCGGGUCCAGGAGCUUUCCUCAGAGCAGGAAAAAUCCCUGACACUGCCAGAGGGAUGCUGACUAGGUGUCUCAGGUGGGGCAGUGCUGUUCCUUGGUUUUGCAUCCUGAGGAGCCCACAGCAGCGCAGCACAAACGCCUCCUCACUUCAGGGCAAUAAAACUCAGUCCUUGGUUCUUAA
Chinchilla lanigera (long-tailed chinchilla) is the source of this 1160-nucleotide messenger RNA. Its product is annotated as HLA class II histocompatibility antigen, DM alpha chain. The record is from RefSeq and is a predicted model, not a curated record. Gene Ontology annotation, biological process: antigen processing and presentation of exogenous peptide antigen via MHC class II; immune response; peptide antigen assembly with MHC class II protein complex. Lineage: Eukaryota; Metazoa; Chordata; Mammalia; Rodentia; Chinchillidae. Gene Ontology annotation, cellular component: MHC class II protein complex; membrane. Gene Ontology annotation, molecular function: MHC class II protein complex binding.